Spathaspora passalidarum NRRL Y-27907 is the source of this 1351-nucleotide messenger RNA. RefSeq lists its product as uncharacterized. Gene Ontology annotation, molecular function: protein-containing complex binding. Bases 12 to 1166 code for a protein of 384 amino acids. The transcript has a single exon. Lineage: Eukaryota; Fungi; Ascomycota; Pichiomycetes; Serinales; Debaryomycetaceae. Gene Ontology annotation, cellular component: mitochondrion. The record is from RefSeq and is a predicted model, not a curated record.
AACAACGGACAAUGUUGAGAUAUUCAAAACCAAUUGCCAGUCGUAUUGGGGCAGUAAGAAGCAUAUAUACCACUGUCUUGGAAUCUGAUAUUAAUAUCACCAAGAACGGGAAGGUUAAUCUCUCAGUUGGUACUGGUGGAAGAUCAUCCCGUAACGGAUACACUGUCACUGUUUUCGGUGCUGCUGGAUUCUUGGGAAGAUAUGUUACUUCAAAAUUAGCCAGACAUGGUACUACUACUGUUGUUCCAUUCAGAAAUGAUAUGAAAAAGAGAUUUUUAAAAGUGCAAGGUGAUUUAGGAGUAGUUAACUUUGUUGAAUUUGACUCCCGUAACUUGCAAUCUGUUCAAGAUUCCGUGGCUCAUUCCGACGUUGUCAUCAACUGUAUUGGAGCUGACUACAACACCAAGAAUUUCAGUAUGGCUGAUGUUAACAUAGCUAUUGCUGAAAGAAUCACCCAAGCUACCAAAGACGCAAAUGUUCCACGUUUGAUUCACGUUUCUUCAUAUAAUGCCAACCCUAAAUCUGAAUCCGUAUUCUAUGCCACCAAGGGUAUCGGUGAACAAGUUGUCAAAUCUAUUUACCCAGAAGCCACAAUUGUAAGACCAGCACCAAUGUAUGGUCGUGAAGAUAAUUUAUUGAACUAUUUAGGUCCUAAGAUAAAAAUGUGGACUCCAAACCGUAAUGCUAAGUUGGUUUACCCAACUCAUGUAUUGGAUGUUGCUCGUGGUAUUGAAGCCAUGACAUUUGAUGAUUCCACCGCCGGUAAAACUUUUGAGUUAUACCACCCAGAACAACUUUCCUUUGCUGAAAUCAGACAAUUAAUCCAUGGAAUAACCGAAGAUUAUUCUGAAGUUGGUCCAUACACCUAUAGAUUUGGAGACCAUGUAAUUCCACUUCAAUUGGCCAAGUUCAUUGCUGAGUUGAAGCAAGUUGUAUUUUGGAAACAAACUAACCCAGAUCAAAUUCAAAGACAUUUGAUUGACCAACAAAUUGAUUUCUCAGCCAAAACUUUUGCUGACUUGGGUAUUCACGAUACUACCGUUUUGGCCGAUGUUAUCUUCUCAUAUGUUAAGCAAUGGAGACAUCCAUUGAUUUCCGAAAAGGGUGCCCCAACACCAAAGGAAUUGGCUAAGUUGAGAGAAUAUGAAUCACCAAUUACUCCAUAGGACUUGGGAUGUUAUGUAUUUAUUCGAUUGACUUAGUUUUUCUAUAUUUUUUUGCAUUUAGUUGUAUAUCAAGAUUUUUCUUUUCAUUUUUCAGUAAGAAAAGUAAUUCAAAAGAACCAUGUUAAUAUCAAUUGUAUGUAGAGUAGCAUAUGACAAUUAAGUCAUUGCAGUCAUCAUUCUUACAC